UGUUUCCUAAAGAUCAGUUUUAUCUACUUUCUGGGACUCCAUCCUUCUCUUCCCAAGUAUAAAAAACUAUUCUGAUUAACCAGUAAUUUCCACUGUUUCUCCUACACAACACUCUUCAGUUAAUUUUUAGGUAAAUUUUACUUUCCAGAUUACCUCAUACCCCCAAAAUAAUCAGAAUAGUUAAGCUUCUAAAGCAAAGCCCUCUCUAACAGAGUCAGACAGAAUCGGGGAGAGGCACUUUUCACGUUGGCUUUCCUCUUCAUACUUCAGUGUCCCCCUGUUGGUUGGAGCUUCUAGAGAUGUAAUACAAGACAAAUCUGUAAUUUUAAAUUUUCUAGUAGCCACCUUAAAAAAGUAAAUAAAACAGGUGAAAUUAAUUCUAAUACUAUAUUUUACUUAACUCAAUAUAUCAAAAUGUUAUUUCAACAUGUCAUUAACAUAAAAAUUACUAAUGAGCUAUUUUGCAUUUUUUCUUUGUACUAAGUCUUUGAAAUCCAGUGUGUAUUUUACUCUUAAAGGCCAUUUCAGUUUGGACUAGCCACAUACCAGUAGCUCAUAGCUGUUGUGUAAGACAGUUACAGGUCCAGGCUAUUUAUUUUUGAAGUCCAGUGCAAACAACCCCUCAUUCUUUGCACUUUGAUAACUUGAAUAUUUGAGCCUACAAUCUUCAUUCAUUCAUUGGUCAACAGCCGCUGGAGUGUUUACUGUGCACAAAGCACUGUGCUAGAAGCUGGAAGGACAAAAGUGAACAAGACAUUGUUUGCCCUAAGGCUCAGUCUGUGGGGGUGAGAGACACACAUAAAGAGACAAUUAUAAAAUAACAUGAAAGAACGGUGACAGAGAUGCACACUAUUUAAUGAGCAUCUGGAUGGGCAGGGGAGUGCUAUAAAUGUUUCAGAGGUGGCCCUGAGUGGCUUCGGAAUGUGUGAAGUGAACUCUGAGAAGGGGAUGGGAAAGGGCAUUCAGAGGUACUAGCUUGACCAGAGGCGUGCAAAUGAGGAAUGCUGAGGCCUAGGGAGCCUCCCAAGAGUGCAUGUCAGGGCAGAGAUGAAUGGAGAGGGAACUGGAUAGGUAUGCAAGGCCAGACAGAAGAACCUGGUAGGUCAUGUUUAGCUUCCAAACUAAAACAUCUCGAAAACUUCCUAAAAUUCCAUAUGAAAUGCAAAUGGCGCUGGAUUUCAGCUUUUGCUGGUAACCGUGGCAGCUCCCCUGCACUGGUUGCUGAGUGAGGGCAGGGCCAUCUGCUUUGCUCACCACCCUACCCGAGGCUUGCAACACUGCCUGGCACAGAGGGGGCCUGGGGAGUUUACUCGGGCUGAAAUGCCUUCCUUCACUCUUUCUCCUCCGGGCCUCCCAUCUGUCUCAGUGAACUGGAAAAAGAGGAAGAGUGCCCGCCAUAGCCUUUCACGCUUCCAAUGGCCUCUGGAGUUCACGAACAGGUCUUCACCUUUCUGGGCUGCUUACAAGUGUACACAAUGGAGCUCACCACUCCCCACUGCCCAGGACUGCUGUGUAGCUCAAAUGAAUUCGUGGAAAGUGCCCCCUAAAAAUGAAAAGAUGCCUCUGAAGCCUUGCGCACACCAAGUGGCACGACCUCCAGAGGUUACCGCCAGGUUUCCAUCCUCCGCGCCCGGGAACCGCCUGCCCGGCCAAACGGUGACUGACUCAGGGCCGGGGCGCCCCCCCAGCCCUCAGGCGGAAAGCCACUGCAAACCCGCUUAACGCGCCUUUGGAGGAGGCGACACUGCAGCCCCGAGGGCCUGGGGCCCUGAGUCCCUGCUGCCCGCCCCCCGUAUUCGCAGCGGACCCCACCGGCACCCAGACCCUGGCACCCCCGCCUCGCGCGGCGGCGGGGAGAAAAGGGUGGAGCGGUCCGACUCCCGCAGCCAAUGAAAUCUGCGGGUUCCUGGUCCGAUCCCCGGCGCGGCUCGCCAUUGGUCGCCGCCCGGGUCUCGGCCCACCGAACCUCGGCGACCCGAGCCAAUCGCGAGGCGGCGGGUGAUCCCGGGCUCCCCGGGCUGCCGGCUACAGGCGCAGAGCGGCCCAGGCGCGGAGCUGGUGGCGGUGACAGGAGGCGCGAACCCGCAGCCCUUACCGCGCGGCGCCGCACCAUGGAGCCCGCCGUGUCGCUGGCCGUAUGCGCGCUGCUCUUCCUGCUGUGGGUGCGCGUGAAGGGGCUGGAGUUCGUGCUCAUCCACCAGCGCUGGGUGUUCGUGUGCCUCUUCCUCCUGCCGCUCUCGCUUAUCUUCGAUAUCUACUACUACGUACGCGCCUGGGUGGUGUUCAAGCUCAGCAGCGCGCCGCGCCUGCACGAGCAGCGCGUGCGGGACAUCCAGAAGCAGGUGCGGGAAUGGAAGGAGCAGGGCAGCAAGACCUUCAUGUGCACGGGGCGCCCUGGCUGGCUCACUGUCUCACUACGUGUCGGGAAGUACAAGAAGACACACAAAAACAUCAUGAUCAACCUGAUGGACAUUCUGGAAGUGGACACCAAGAAACAGAUUGUCCGUGUGGAGCCCUUGGUGACCAUGGGCCAGGUGACUGCCCUGCUGACCUCCAUUGGCUGGACUCUCCCCGUGUUGCCUGAGCUUGAUGACCUCACAGUGGGGGGCUUGAUCAUGGGCACAGGCAUCGAGUCAUCAUCCCACAAGUACGGCCUGUUCCAACACAUCUGCACUGCCUAUGAGCUGGUCCUGGCUGAUGGCAGCUUUGUGCGAUGCACUCCGUCCGAAAACUCAGACCUGUUCUAUGCCGUACCCUGGUCCUGUGGGACACUGGGUUUCCUGGUGGCCGCUGAGAUCCGCAUCAUCCCUGCCAAGAAGUACGUCAAGCUGCGUUUCGAGCCAGUGCGGGGCCUGGAGGCUAUCUGUGCCAAGUUCACCCACGAGUCCCAGCGGCAGGAGAACCACUUCGUGGAAGGGCUGCUCUACUCCCUGGAUGAAGCCGUCAUUAUGACGGGCGUCAUGACAGAUGAGGCAGAGCCCAGCAAGCUGAAUAGCAUUGGCAAUUACUACAAGCCGUGGUUCUUUAAGCACGUGGAGAACUAUCUGAAGACAAACCGAGAGGGCCUGGAGUACAUUCCCUUGAGACACUACUACCACCGCCACACGCGCAGCAUCUUCUGGGAGCUCCAGGACAUCAUCCCCUUUGGCAACAACCCCAUCUUCCGCUACCUCUUUGGCUGGAUGGUGCCUCCCAAGAUCUCCCUCCUGAAGCUGACUCAGGGUGAGACCCUGCGCAAGCUGUACGAGCAGCACCACGUGGUGCAGGACAUGCUGGUGCCCAUGAAGUGCCUGCAGCAGGCCCUGCACACCUUCCAAAACGACAUCCACGUCUACCCCAUCUGGCUGUGUCCGUUCAUCCUGCCCAGCCAGCCAGGCCUAGUGCACCCCAAGGGAAAUGAGGCAGAGCUCUACAUCGACAUUGGAGCAUAUGGGGAGCCGCGUGUGAAACACUUUGAAGCCAGGUCCUGCAUGCGGCAGCUGGAGAAGUUUGUCCGCAGCGUGCAUGGCUUCCAGAUGCUGUAUGCCGACUGCUACAUGAACCGGGAGGAGUUCUGGGAAAUGUUUGACGGCUCCUUGUACCACAAGCUGCGAGAGAAGCUGGGUUGCCAGGACGCCUUCCCCGAGGUGUACGACAAGAUCUGCAAGGCCGCCAGGCACUGAGCUGGAGCCCACCUGGAGAGACAGACACGUGUGAGUGGUCAGGCAUCUUCCCUUCACUCAAGCUUGGCUGCUUUCCCAGAUCCACACUUUCAGAGAGAAACCCCUCCAGAACUCCCACCCUGACAGCCCAAUACCACCUUCCUCCUGGCUUCCAGGGGCAGCCCAGUGGAAUGGAAAGAAUGUGGGAUUUGGAGUCAGACAAGCCUGAGUCCAGUUCCCUGUUUAGAACUCAUUGGCUGUGUGAGUCUGGGUGAGUCCCUUAACCCCUCUGAGCCUGGGUCUCUUCAUCAGUUGAAGGGGAUAGUAAUACCUACUUGCAGGUUGUUGUCAUCUGAGUUGAGCCCUGGUCACAUCGAAGGUGCUGGAUAAGUGGUAGCUCUUGUUGCUUCCCGUUCAGCAUCACAUCUGCAGUGGAGUCUGAAAAGGCUCCACAUUAGGUCACCUGUGCACAGCCAUGGCUGGAAUGAUGAAGGGGAUAUCCUGGAGUUGCCCUGCCAUUGCCUCCAUCAGCCAGACGAGGUCCUCACAGGAGGACAGCUCUUCCCUACCCUGGGAUCUCAGGAGGGCAGCCACGGAGUGGGGAGGCCCCAGAUGCACUGUGCCAAAGCCAGGUCCGAGGCCAAAGUUCUCCCUGCCAUCCUUGGUGCUGUCCUACCCCUUCCUCCUUCAUGCCUGGGCCUGCAGGCCCACCCCAACCACCACUGAGUCCACUGGGAGUGCCCUGUGUUCCUGGAGAAGGCAUUCCAGGGUUGAAUCUUGUCCCAGCCUCAGCCUGGGACACCUAGGUGGAGAGAGUGGUCUCCGCUCUGAAUUGGAUCCAGGGGACCUGGGCUCAUUCUUCUUGGCUCACCAACCCUGCAGUCCUCAUCUUUCCCAAAACCCACUUUGUCAUGGUGGGAGUGGGUCCGCGCUGCUCUGCAGCACGGGGGCUGGGGAGUGGACAGCAUCAGGUGGGAAAGUGGAGUCCACCCUCAUGUUUCUGUAGGAUUCUCACUGUGGGGCUGGAAGAAAAGAGCAUCGACUUGAUUUCUCCAACCACUCAUCCCUCUUUUUCUUUCUCCCACCACUCCCCACCCCAGCUGUAGUUAAUUUCAGUGCCUUACAAAUCCUAAGCUCAGAGAAAGUUCCAUUUCCGUUCCAGAGGGAAGGGAACCUCCCUAGGUCCUUCCCUGACUUGUUAUAACGCAAAGCUUGGUUGUUUAUGCAACUCUAUCUUAAGAACUGCCCAGCCUCAGCUGAAAACCCGAAUCUGAGAAGGAAUUGCAUCAUGUAAGGGAAGCUGGAAUUAAGGGAGCUGAGCCAGUCAUGGUUGUGGCGUGUGAGUCAGGAGACCUAGGUUUCAGCCCCUCUCUACUGUCAGCGAGCUGUGCAAGGUGGGCAAGUCACUGUCCUCUGAGCUGCAGUUUCCUCAUCUGUCACAUCGCUACAGACAAGACCUCCCUGGAACCCUUCUGAUUGUCUUAGACACUGUGGUUGCAAAACCCACAGAAAGCCUCAUUUGUGUGGAAAGUCAGAGGAAAAAUAAAUGAUCCAGUGGACACUUGGGGAUUAUCUGUCAUUCAAGAUCCUUCCUUCAACCCCAAGGCCAGCUCCCAUCUCAUUUUCAGAAAGGCUCAUACCUGGCUUGCAGGGAAGCAUCUGUCUUGUCAUUCCAGGUGCCAGAAUCCUCUCAGAGUCAUUGAAGGGUGUUCUCCCAUCCCACCCAAGGCUUGGCACACUGCCAGUGUCUUAGCAGAGUCUUGUGAGGGCUGGGGGCAUCCAGGCACUCAGAAGGCAAAGGAACCACCCUACCCAUUUGGCCUCUGGAGGGAGCAGAAGAAAGAAACAAACCUCAUCCUAUAUUUUACAAAGCAUGUGAAUUCUGGCAUUAGCUCUCAUAGGAGACCCAUGUGCUUCCUUGCUCAGUGCAAAACUGAUGAUUCUACUUGCUGUAGAUGAAUGGUUAACACGAGCUAGUUAAACAGUGUCAUUGUUUCACCAGUGAAGCCUCCAACCCUAAGCCACUGGGACUGUGGCCAGAGAUGCCAGCAGCCUCUGUCGCCGUUAGUCAUAUAACCAAAAUCCAGACCUUAUCCACAACCUGGGGCUUGGAAAGGAAGAUAUUUUGGAAUCACACCCUCAGGUUCUGUUGCUCCAGUAAAAUCUUGCCUGGAAAGGGGCAGUCUUCUUAGCAUGGUGAGCUGAGUUCAUGCCUUUUUUUUUGUAGCCAGUCCUGUCCCUGGCCAUCCAUGUGAUGGUUUUGGGUGGAGUUAAACUUGAUGCCAGUGGGCAGUGCAUGUGGACAGUAUCAGAGUAAGCCUCUCCCCUCCAGAGCCCCGAGUUUCUUGGCUGCAUGAAGGUUUUCUUUAGAAUCAGAAUUGUAGCCAGUUUCUUUGGCCAGAAGGAUGAAUAAUUGGAUAUUACUGAAAGGGAGGGGUGGAGAUGGGUGUGGCAGUGUAUGGUGUGUGAUUUUUAUUUUCUUCUUUGGUCAUGGGGGCCAAGGAGAAAGGCAUGAAUCUCCCCUGUCAGGCUCUUACAGCCACAGACACUGUGUCUACUGUCUGGAAGACAUGUCCCCGUGGCUGUGGGGCCGCUGCUUCUGUUUAAAUAAAAGUGGCCUGGAAACUG
This is a messenger RNA of Pongo pygmaeus (Bornean orangutan), 6269 nucleotides long. It is a transcript of the gene DHCR24, whose product is annotated as 24-dehydrocholesterol reductase. NCBI's taxonomy places the organism in Eukaryota, Metazoa, Chordata, Mammalia, Primates, Hominidae. Gene Ontology annotation, biological process: steroid metabolic process. The record is from RefSeq and is a predicted model, not a curated record. Gene Ontology annotation, molecular function: Delta24(24-1) sterol reductase activity; FAD binding. The transcript is spliced from 9 exons. The coding region runs from base 1890 to 3662 and encodes 590 amino acids. Gene Ontology annotation, cellular component: cytoplasm; membrane.